Messenger RNA from Seriola dumerili (greater amberjack), 1253 nucleotides. Its product is annotated as visual system homeobox 2-like. Gene Ontology annotation, biological process: regulation of transcription by RNA polymerase II. The transcript is spliced from 5 exons. Bases 1 to 1149 code for a protein of 382 amino acids. The record is from RefSeq and is a predicted model, not a curated record. Gene Ontology annotation, molecular function: DNA-binding transcription factor activity, RNA polymerase II-specific; sequence-specific double-stranded DNA binding. Gene Ontology annotation, cellular component: nucleus. NCBI's taxonomy places the organism in Eukaryota, Metazoa, Chordata, Actinopteri, Carangiformes, Carangidae.
AUGACAGGGAAGGAGGGAGUUGUGCUUUCAGACACCGAGAACAAACAGAAAUCAGCUUCUCAAACCAGCGUGAACCACGGGGGAUCCCAGCAGCCGCCUCCUGUCUGGAAGAUGGCCCCCACGGUGCACCGGCGCACAGGUUUUGGGAUCCAGGAGCUGCUCGGCCUCAACAAGGAGCCGCCGGCGGCACCGAGGCGGCCGCUGGAGGCUCUGCCGCACAGGGCGCACGUCCUGGCCGCAAGGUCGGCCCUCGGUCACGGUGGGCUCGGGGUCGGCAUGGGUUUGCUGGGACCAGAGGGAAUACACUCGUUUUAUAGUCAGCCUGCUUUUCUGGAGGUGCUGUCAGAGGCGCAAAAUGUGCACCUGCAGCCUCUGCACAGAGCGGCGCACAUGGAGGCGCAGAUGGAUGCACAGCACUCCGCCAGCUCCGAUUCUGACGAUAUGAGUUUCUCCUCCGGUGAUCAGAAAUUCUCAAAAUCAUCCCUGAGUCAGAGCAAGAAAAGAAAGAAACGACGACACAGAACCAUUUUCACGUCCUAUCAGCUGGAGGAGCUGGAGAAAGCUUUUAAUGAAGCUCACUACCCUGACGUAUACGCCCGAGAAAUGCUCUCCAUGAAGACUGAGCUACCAGAGGACAGAAUACAGGUGUGGUUUCAGAACCGCAGGGCCAAGUGGCGGAAAAGGGAGAAGUGUUGGGGUCGCAGCAGUGUGAUGGCGGAGUACGGCCUGUACGGAGCCAUGGUCCGUCACUCCAUCCCCCUGCCCGAGUCCAUCCUCAAGUCUGCCAAGGACGGCGUCACAGACUCUUAUGCUCCGUGGUUACUGGGUAUGCACAAGAAGUCAGUGGAAACCACGCACACUUCUCCAGGCAAAACUAGCAGCACAACCCCAACACCAGCACAGGAGAAACCAGUUGACAGAGAGAUGGAGGAAGAGAAGGAGCAAGAGAGGAAAGACACUAACUCCCCAAUUUCUAAAGAGGAACUGAGGGAGAACAGUAUUGCUGCACUGCGAGCGAAGGCGCAGGAGCACAGCGCUAAGAUGCUUGGGACAGUUUCAAACAGAACAAACGGCCACAUAACGCACAAAGAGGAAGCUGACGAUCAUGUGACAGAGCAGGAAACAGCAGAGGAGGAGAAGAGAAACUGAACAGGGCUGCAGGAUACAGACUGAUGGUGAAAUCCCUGCAAAGUGGAGUUUGCAAACACUUCUCAAAGGGAGAGGUCUUCUUUUAUUGGCUGAGCUGAACCUCG